Molecule: messenger RNA, 1879 nt
Organism: Peromyscus leucopus (white-footed mouse)
Lineage: Eukaryota; Metazoa; Chordata; Mammalia; Rodentia; Cricetidae
Gene: Slc51a
Product: solute carrier family 51 subunit alpha
Exons: 9
Coding region: 549-1556 (335 amino acids)
Biological process (GO): bile acid and bile salt transport
Cellular component (GO): endoplasmic reticulum membrane; plasma membrane
Molecular function (GO): transporter activity
Source: RefSeq, a predicted model, not a curated record
GCCGUUCACGGGCCUCCUCUGACCUUUCCCCACUGCGGGCCAGGCCUCAGCCCCGAGUCUCUGUUUCCAAGGGACCAGAGCCUAUGCUUCUGCCUGAAUCACCGGGAGUUACUGACCAAACGAGGACUUUGUUCCCCUCUCCUGGGCCUGACGGGGGACAUUUCUGUCUUGGAUCCGGUGAGCCUUAGAAGGCUCCUUCAGGGAGUAUGAAGUUGGAAGGGUUGGGUAGUCCAGGGACACGGAGUGAUCAAAGUAUCGGUCUGAGGGAGGGGGGAGGGACCAAGCCUAACCUGCAGGGAGGAGUAACUCCGUCAACACAGAGGAUCAAAUUCCUCCGGGGUGAACUCCGAGAUAAAAGGCUGACCCUGGAGGCUUCCGGAGGUAGAGAGAGCAGGGGAGACUGUCCACUUUCUCCUCAGCCCUCACCCAGCGAACAAGGCCAUUAGCGCCGCAGUGCGGGACAGAAACCUCCCCACUCUUCAGGGCUCCCGUCUGCCGGCCCUGCCUGGCCCUCCUCACCCUCAGCGUCUGCCCGAGAGAACAGAAGGAUGGAGCCCGGCAGGACUCAGAUAAGACUUGACCCCAGGUACACAGCAGACCUUCUGGAGCUCCUGCAGACCAAUUACAGCAUCAACUCUGCCUGCUUCUCUUACCCUCCGACUGCAGCCCAGCUCCUGAGAGAACUGGGUGCGUUGGAAAUCACCCUCACCAUCUUCUUGACCUUUCUUACCAUGGGCUCAGUUGCCAUCUUCGUAGAGGAUGCUAUUUAUCUGUACAAGAACACCCUUUGCCCCAUCAAGAAGAGGACCCUGAUCUGGAGCAGCUCUGCACCUACGGUGGUGUCUGUGUUCUGCUGCUUUGGCCUCUGGAUCCCUCGAGCCCUCACACUGGUGGAGAUGGCCAUAACGUCGUUUUACGCCAUAGUCUUUUACCUCCUGAUGCUGGUCAUGGUGGAAGGCUUUGGUGGGAAGGAUGCAGUUCUGAGGACACUGAAGGACACCCCGAUGAGGGUGCACACGGGUCCCUGCUGCUGCUGCUGCCCCUGCUGCCCACCCCUCAUACUUACCAGGAAGAAGCUUCAGCUGCUGAUGUUGGGCGCUUUCCAGUAUGCCUUCUUCAAGAUAAUGCUUAAUUUAGUGGGGCUCUUCCUCAUCCCUGACGGCAUCUUUGACCCAUCAGACAUUUCCGAGAAGAGCACGGCUCUGUGGAUCAACACUUUCCUCGGCGUGUCCACACUGUUCGCUCUCUGGUCGCUGGCCAUCCUUUUCCGUCAAGCCAAGAUGCACCUGGGUGAACAGAAUAUGGGAUCCAAGUUCGCUCUGUUCCAGGUUCUUGUCAUCCUGACUGCCCUGCAGCCUUCCAUUUUCUCCAUCUUGGCGAAUGGCGGGCAGAUUGCUUGCUCACCUCCCUUCUCUUCUAAAAUCAGGUCCCAAGUGAUGAACUGCCACAUGCUCAUAGUGGAGACCUUCCUGAUGACGGUGCUGACGCGGAUGUACUAUCGAAGGAAAGAUAACAAGGUUGGGUACGAGAUUGCUCAGCACCAGACCUGGACUUGAGACUCAAAGCCUGAGGCGAGUGGCCCGGACUAUGGAAAACAUACUGUCCUUCUCGGAAGAGCAUGAGAUUUCUCCUGUCCCUCGUCCUUAACCAGCGGUUAAGGCUCCCACUGGCGGCGCAGGCCGGCAGCUUCCAUAUUGACUAUAGGGAUGGAGGUCAAGUGCAGUAUGCGGAACUCCUCUGGGUUUGCUCGGGGAAGGCAUUUGAAGUUUUGGAAGGAACAGGGUGAAGGCUGAGACUCUGCACGAGGCACACUCCUUCUGUGGGUGCCACUCUUGGUCACCCUGAGCUUCUGCACAGCAGAAUAAAGGGGAGAAGAGUA